AGGAGGAAUAACAGCUAGCAUUUCUCAUACCAGCGUCUGAUGUUCCGCUAAUGCAGAGCUGUUUGAGUUAGUUUUUCUUGUUUGUUUGUUUGAAUGUGUGAGUGAAUAUUAACUGUAUCGAUCAGUCAGACUGAUCAGUGAUCAAUGGUGUGAAAGGCUCUCUCUCUCUCUCUCUGGAUAUCAGCAGAUUCAAUGCAAACGAGAGCCGGAGGUGAUGAAAGAUCUGGGCCGAUGCUGCAGAGGAAGGAGUCGUUUUCUCUCCUCUCGUCAUCAGAGAAGUGGCUCUUCAAUGGGAAGAAGAGGAAGCAGAGGAAGAGAGAUGUGGAUUCGCUCAGUCUGUGCAGCUUGGACAUCAAUGAGCCCAGCAGCAAGCGUGUGAAGCCUCUGUCUCGAGUCACGUCUCUGGCCAGUCUCAUCGCUCCAGUCCAAGCUGCUCCGCUCAAACGCAUCGGACAGACGCUGCAGCGCUCCAUCAGCUUCCGCAGCGUCUGCAAGCCGGAGAUCAUGUCACCGCGUCCGUGGAGCAGGCAGAUCGCACCGGCCAACACCAAACGCAGAGACAGCAAGCUGUGGAGCGAGACCUUCGACCUGGGCCUGGGACACAUGCUGUCCUCCGAAGAGAUCAAGAGACAAGAGGCCAUCUUUGAGCUGUCUCAAGGAGAACAGGACCUGAUUGAGGACUUGAAGCUGGCUAAGAAGGCGUAUCGUGACCCCAUGCUGAAGCUGUCCAUCAUGAGCGAACAUGAACUCAAUCAGAUCUUUGGCACGCUGGACUCCCUCAUUCCUCUGCAUGAAGAUCUGCUCAGUCGACUCAGAGAGGUCAGGAAGCCGGACGGCUCGACCGAUCACGUGGGCCAUAUUCUAGUGGACUGGCUCCCUUGUCUUGAAACCUACAACAGUUACUGCAGUAACCAGGUGGCAGCCAAAGCCCUGCUGGACCAUAAGAAGCAGGACCAUCGGGUGCACGACUUCCUCCAGCGCUGUCUGGAGUCGCCCUUCAGCCGCAAACUGGACCUCUGGAGCUUCCUGGACAUCCCCCGCAGUCGCCUGGUCAAGUACCCGCUGCUGCUGCGAGAGAUCCUCAAACACACGCCGAGCGAGCACCCCGACCGCCAGCACCUGCAUCACGCUAUGAACAUGAUCCAGAGCAUCGUGGCAGAUAUUAACACUCAGACGGGCGAGUCGGAGUGCCGUUACUAUAAAGAGCGCCUGCUGUAUCUGGAGAGCGGUCAGAGAGAUCUGCUGAUCGACAGCUCACGCAUCCUCAGCUGCCACGGACAGCUCAAGAACAACAGAGGAGUCAAGCUGCAUGUGUUCCUGUUUCAGGACGUGUUGGUGGUGACCCGGGCCGUCACGCAGAAUGAGCAGCUGUGCUAUCAGCUUCACCAGCAGCCCAUCCCCGUCAGAGAUCUGGAGUGGGAAGACCUGCAGGACGGAGAGAUGCGCCUCGGAGGAUCCAUCAGAGGAGCCUUCAGCAACAGCGAGCGCACCAAGAACUUUUUCCGGGUGUCUUUUCGCAGCGGAGGACAGCUGCAGAUGCACUGCUUCCAGGCCAGCGACGCCUUCAAUAAACAGCAGUGGCUCAACUGCAUUCGGCAGGCCAAAGAAGCUGUGUGCUCUGCAGAGUGUGAACCACAGACAGCAGCUCGGUGCUCAGACUGCAGCGCUGAGUGCUCACAGAUGGACCUGACAGACCUGACCCUCACGCCUGUGGAGACAUGAGACACCCUGACCAGGACUGUGUUGCAGAACAUGAAGCACUUCUCUGAGACUGACUUCUGUGUUAUUCUGUGCCUUGCUUUCUCUGCGCUGUUGUUUGUGGCAGUCGUUCAGAAACUGAGCGUCUGGGUCCAGCGUUUCACUUUAAUCUCGCUGUCUGCAACUGAAAUGCACUACUGUCUGCGCAAGAAAACUGAGGCUGAAAAAUCGUUCAGGUGUUUCACGUUCAUUCUGUAAUCACUAAUAAAUAUGACCAGUCGAAUGUUUUCAUGAGUAAAGGGUGAUCAAAGUAUUUCUGAAAAAGAAAUUUAGCACUGUCAAACGAUUAAUCAUGAUUAAUCAUAUUCAAAAUAAGUUUUUGUUUAUAUAAUAUAUGUGUGUACUGUGUAUAUUAAUUAUAUUUAUAUAAACACACACACAUACUGUACAUAUAUUUUGUGUAUAAAUGUAUAUAGAUAUAUUUAAUGUAUAAACAUAACAUAUGUGACCCUGGAACACAAAAACAGUCAUAAGCAGCAUAUUUGAUUGAUUUUUCUUUUAUGCCAAAAAUCAUUAGGAUAUUAAAGUAAAUUAAUAAUCAUGUUCUAUUAAUAUAUUUUUUUACAUUUCCUACUGUAAAUACAUCCAGACUUAAUUUUUGAUUAGUAAUAUGCAUUGCUAAAAAUUCAUCUGGAUAACUUUAAAGGUAAUUUUUUCAAUAUUUAGAUAUUUUUUACAUCUUCCGAUUCCAAUUUUUUUGCAUUCUCAGAUUCCAUUUUUUGGAUUCUCAGAUUCCAUUUUUUUGCAUUCUCAGAUUCCAUUUUUUGCAUUCUCAGAUUCCAUUUUUUUGCAUUCUCAGAUUCCAUUUUUUUGCAUUCUCAGAUUCCAUUUUUUUGCAUUCUCAGAUUCCAUUUUUUGGAUUCUCAGAUUCCAUUUUUUUGCAUUCUCAGAUUCCAUUUUUUGCAUUCUCAGAUUCCAUUUUUUUGCAUUCUCAGAUUCCAUUUUUUUGCAUUCUCAGAUUCCAUUUUUUUUGCAUUCUCAGAUUCCAUUUUUUUGCAUUCUCAGAUUCCAUUUUUUUUUUGCAUUCGCAGAUUCCAUUUUUUUUGCAUUCUUAGAUUCCAUUUUUUUUGCAUUCUCAGAUUCCAAUUUUUUUGCAUCCUCGGAUUCCGAUUUUAAUAUUGAAUAAAUAUUGUCCGGUCCUAACAAACCAUACAUCAAUGAAAAAGCUUAUUUAUUCAACUUUCAGAUUAUGUCAAACCUAUGCAUAUAAUAAAUAUGUGAAUUAAUAAAUGUAUAAAAUGUAUGUAUAAAACAAUAAAUGUAUACAUUUAGAAAAAUGUACACUUAUGACUGGUUUUGUGCUCCAGGGUCACAUAUAUGUCUUAAAUAAAUACAUGCAUGUGUUUGUAUUUAUAUGUACAUAAUAACUAAACACACAUACAGUAUAUUAUAUAAACAAAAACUUAUAUUUUGGAUGUGAUUAAUCGUUUGACAGCAUAUUCACAGUCGAUGUCAGAACCAGAUCUAAUGAUGAAUAUUAAAACUAUUUCAGAAUCUGUGAAGCACUUUGAAAGGAGCUCAGUUCUGGAGGAUUAACAUUGUGCCGCAAAUAUCAGUUUUAUACAUGCAUUCUUCUGCAGCAGUUUGUUGGAAAACACUGUAGCUAAACAGAAAGUCUCUUGUGCCGUGCAGAUCAGCGCAAUCUGUGUCAUAGUGUUUCUGUGUUCGCCGAAACCCAUAACUUGUGCUGUGAAGAGAACAAUCUGUGCCAAAACGUGUCUGGUGGUCUUCAGUAUUGCUGGAUGUGCAGCCUUCAGUUUAUAAAAGUCUUUUAUUCUGUUUUCUUUGUUUGUUUUUUCUCUUGAAAGUAUUUUAUUGAAAUGUAUGAUACAAGAUGUUUAUUUAUAGUUUGGUUGCUGUUGGAUUAAAAGGAGAUGAGAAAAGAAAGCACACCGGGUCCUAUGGGAGAGUUUGGAGGUAAACUGAGGGGGAAAUGCAUGUUUAAUACAUGAGAGAGACUGACUGAUGGACAGUGUGUAACAAUACGUCUUUAUAGAAUCAAAUAAAGAUUUAAAAAACCUUAAAUGUGUUAUCCUUUACAUAAUGUUUGUUAUGAAUUAUGUAAUGUUAUAAAUGAUGAGCAAUGUAGUUAUUUGAGGGGAUAGUAAUGUACACUAAUGUACAGUUUAGGAAAUGUUUUGAUGCAAUGGUGUGAAGUUUAAGUUCAGCUUUGAAUGUUUACCAUCUUUACACAGUGGAAAACAACGUCCAGGGACGACUGAGUCCCUCUAGUGCAGUGAAUCACAUCUUCAUAAUGAGGACCACAGGGGCCAGAUGUUAAAAACACAUUCAGCUCUAUACCUGACAGUCAAUGUACUGCCUUUCAAAGUAGACUAUUACUUCAAUGUUUUCAUGCUUUUCUUACACAUUUGACUGCGUUACACUACUGUUUAAACGAUUGGAGUCUGUAAUUUAUAAGUAUCUUAUAUUAUUAUAAGUAUCUUAUGCUUACCAAGGCUUCGUUUUUUAAAUAAACUUUACAGUAAAACUGAAAUAAUAUUGCAAUUUAUAAUAGCUGUUUAAUAUUUGAAUAUAUUUUAAAAUCAGUGCUGUAAUCAAAUCAAAACUCACUGUUAAUCGCGUCCAAAACUAAAGUUUUUAUUUACAUUAUAUGUAUGAGUACUGUGUAUAUUUAUUAUGUAUAUACUGUAUAAGUUCUAUAUAUUAUAUUCUUCGAAAAUAUUUACACAAAUAUAUAUAUAUGUGUGUGUGUGUGUGUGUGUGUGUGU
Carassius gibelio (silver crucian carp) is the source of this 4487-nucleotide messenger RNA. RefSeq names its product Rho guanine nucleotide exchange factor (GEF) 3 (gene arhgef3). The record is from RefSeq and is a predicted model, not a curated record. The transcript has 12 exons. NCBI's taxonomy places the organism in Eukaryota, Metazoa, Chordata, Actinopteri, Cypriniformes, Cyprinidae. Gene Ontology annotation, biological process: positive regulation of Rho protein signal transduction; intracellular signal transduction. Gene Ontology annotation, molecular function: guanyl-nucleotide exchange factor activity. The coding region runs from base 193 to 1722 and encodes 509 amino acids.